CAGGCCUCCUGCCACUUUGGAAACUGCCUGGGACUGCGACAGCAACCCCUUAAGCCCCGCGGGCCGAGAGAGAAGGGGGGUUGGUUUGAAAGACACAAGGGAAAAAAAUGUGUUGUGGGGCGGGUUUAGUUUCCCACCCUCUUCCCUUUCCCCGAGCAAAUUAAAAACAAAACAAAUAGAAAAGGCACCCGGCCAGCCAACCAAAGCCCCAAGCCGAGCCCCAGCCGAAGCACUCCUUUAAAAGGAUUUGCAGCGGUGAGGAAAAAACCCAGAUCGGACGGAGGAAUCCUGCUGCAAACUCAGGUGUACAUCUCUGAAGUAAGAUGAUUUGUCAGAAAUUCUAUGUGGCUUUGUUACACUGGGAAUUUCUUUAUGGGAUAGCUGCACUUCACCUGGCAUAUCCAGCUGCUCCCUGGAGAUUUAAGUUGUUUUGUGCACCACCAAACGCAACAGGGGACGCCUUUCUCUCACCUGCCAGAAUCCCAAAGAGUGCUCCUGCUUUGAGUGGGGGUUAUGAAGCAGAUGUCGAAGCUAGCUUUAACGCAAGUGGUGUCUACGUGUCUGAGUCAUCCCAAACCGUUUUCCACUGUUGCUUGGGGACUGAGCGAGGUACAAACUGCUCUGUGUUAGCAAGUAAAACCGAAGGGAAGACGCUGGCUUCAACGGUAAAGGCUUUAGUCUUUCGCCAGCUAGGUAUAAACUGGGACAUCGAGUGCUGGAUGAAAGGGGACUUGACCUCAUUCAGUUGCCACAUGGAGCCGUUGCUUAAGAACCCCCUCAAGAAUUAUGACUAUAAGGUCCAUCUUUUAUAUGAUCUGCCUGAAGUCACAGAUGACUUGUCCUGGGCCCCCUCGAGAGACAGUUUUCAGGCCGUGCAGUGCAACUGCAGUGUUCGGGGCUGUGACUGCGAUGUGCCAGUGCCAAGAGCCCAACUCAACCACUCUCUUCUGAUGUAUUUGGAAAUGACAUCUGCUGGUGUCACUUUUCAGUCCCCUCUGCUGUCCCUGCAGCCCUCACUUGUCGUGAAACCUGAUCCACCAAUAGGUUUGCAUAUGGAAAUCACAGAUGAUGGUAAUUUAAAGAUUUCUUGGGACAGCCCAACAGAGGCCCCGUUUCCACUUCAAUAUCAAGUGAAAUAUUCAGAGAAUUCUACAGUUACAAGAGAGGUUACUGAAGUUGUCUUGGCUCCGUCCCUGCUGGUACACAGUGUGCUUCCAGGAUCUUCUUACGAAGUUCAGGUGAGGAGCAAGAGGCUGGACGACUCAGGACUCUGGAGUAACUGGAGUUUGCCUCGAGUCUUUUCCAUACAAGACAUCAUGUACUUUCCACCCAAAAUUCUGACAAGUGUCGGAUCGAACGCUUCCUUCCAUUGCAUCUACAAGAAUGAAAACCAAAUUAUUUCCUCCAAACAGAUAGUUUGGUGGAUGAAUCUAGCCGAGAAAAUCCCUGAAAUCCAGUAUAGUGCGGUGAAUGACCGUGUUAGCAAAGUAACUUUUUCCAACUUGAAAGCCACCAGACCCCGCGGGAAGUUUGCCUAUGACGCAGUGUAUUGCUGCAGUGGGCAGGAGUGUCAUCACCGCUACGCUGAGUUAUACGUGAUCGAUGUCAAUAUCAAUAUAUCAUGUGAAACUGACGGGUACUUAACUAAAAUGACUUGCAGAUGGUCACCCAGCACAAUCCAAUCACUUGUGGGAAGCACUGUGCAGUUGAGGUAUCACAGGAGCAGCCUGUAUUGUUCCGAUAGUCCAUCUAUUCAUCCUGCAUCUGAGACCAAAAACUGCAUCUUGCAGAAGGAUGGAUUUUAUGAAUGUGUUUUCCAGCCCAUCUUUCUAUUAUCUGGCUACACAAUGUGGAUCAGGAUCAACCAUUCUUUAGGCUCACUUGACUCUCCACCCACGUGUGUCCUUCCUGACUCUGUAGUAAAACCACUACCUCCAUCUAGUGUGAAAGCAGAGAUUACUAUAAACAUUGGAUUAUUAAAAGUAUCUUGGGAAAAGCCUGUCUUUCCAGAGAAUAACCUUCAGUUCCAGAUUCGAUAUGGCUUAAAUGGAAAAGACAUACAAUGGAAGACGCACGAUGUGUUUGAUGCAAAAGCAAAGUCUGCCAGCCUGCCGGUGCUGGACCUCUGUGCCGUCUACGUGGUACAGGUGCGCUGCAGGCGGCUGGAUGGCUUUGGGUACUGGAGUAAUUGGAGCAGGCCCGCCUACACGCUUGUCAUGGAUGUAAAAGUUCCUGUGAGAGGACCUGAAUUCUGGAGAAUAAUGGAUGAGGACGUUACUAAAAGAGAGAGAAAUGUCACCUUGCUUUGGAAGCCCCUGAUGAAAAAUGACUCCCUGUGCAGUGUGAGGAGGUACGUGGUCCAGCAUCGGACUGCCCACAACGGGACGUGGUCAGAAGACGCAGGAGAUCAGACCAAUCUCACCUUCCUGUGGGCAGAGCAAGCGCAUACGGUUACUGUUCUGGCCGUUAAUUCCAUUGGUGCUUCGCUCGCAAAUUUUAAUCUAACGUUUUCAUGGCCGAUGAGUAAAGUGAGUGCCGUGCAGUCACUCAGCGCUUACCCCCUGAGCAGCAACUGUGUGAUCGUUUCCUGGGCGCUGGCACCCGGGGAUUACAACCUCAUAUACCUGGUUAUUGAAUGGAAGAAUCUUAAUGAAGACGACGGAAUGAAAUGGCUUCGGAUCCCUUCGAAUGUUAGGAAGUAUUACAUCCAUGAUAACUUUAUUCCCAUUGAGAAAUAUCAGUUUAGUCUUUACCCAGUAUUUAUGGAAGGAGUUGGAAAACCAAAGAUAAUUAAUGGUUUCACCCAAGAUGGUGUGGACAAGCAGCAGAGUGAUGCGGGGCUCUAUGUGAUUGUGCCCAUAAUUAUCUCCUCUUGUGUCCUGCUUCUCGGAACACUGUUAAUCUCACACCAGAGAAUGAAAAAGCUGUUUUGGGAAGACGUUCCAAACCCCAAGAAUUGUUCCUGGGCACAAGGACUUAAUUUCCAAAAGAUGCUGCAAUCGGAAGGAUGUAGUAUAAAUAAAACUCAGCGAUGGAGAUUUGUAGUUGAAAGAAAGAUUUUCAACACUUGCAGCAUUCAAAGGUCUUAAUAAGUAUCAGUUAUGGUUUUAUGCUACUGUUUACAUAUUUAUACAUGAUAGACUUUGAGUUAGCCCUGGGGUAUUCUGUCAUCGAACGUAGGAGAGAAAAACAAAAGCUUGUACUGGUGAGGUAUCUUAUUCUAGACCCAGGAUUAGCUUCCCCAAUUGGAAUUUAUUCUAAUUGUAGCUAUUCUAGAUAUUGACACGACCCACGGGGAGAAAUAUGUUUUCUCUUCCAGCCUAGCACAGAUAUAUAGGCAUGGAAAAAUGGGAGAAAUUUUGUGGAAAACAUCUUGCUGGGAAGAGAAGAGAGAAAAAAACUUUUUAACUCUUUCAUUUAAAAAAAAAAAUGCUGCCAGCAACCCACUAACCUGAUCCCCCAGCCUUCAAAUGGCAUGCGACUUGCGGUGAACAGGAUACAGCAUUGCAGCCAGUCCAUGAGAAGCAGGUGCCCGUGCACACACCAUGAGCAGCUCAGCUGCUUGAGUCAGAGUCCCCCAUCAGAUGAACUAACAGCCUGUUUCCAGAAGCGGCAGCUGUGCGGUUUUGCAUAUAAGCAUGCGCUCUGUGGCAUCUUUGCUUUCUCCAAUGCUAGCUUCUUCUGCCUCUGACUCCCCCGCUGUGCCCUCCCAGCCUCUCUCCCGGGGCUCCUUUUAUUUCAGGGGUGCUCCCGAGUUGUUUUCAACUCACAAAAUACCGCUCUUCUUUUCCUUCCACAACUGAUUCGUGCGAUCGCAUUUCUCAUGAUCGUGGUGGCAUCCCGGAUGCACACGCGCAUCAUCCACAGAUGUGUGCAGUGGGCACAGGGCGAGUGCUUACAGAUGAUAAGGAGCGAUUGCCGCGAAACUCUAGAACAGGCUUUUAAGACAUCCUCCUUGUCUUCCAAGAGCAGGGUCCACCAAGAGUGGCUAGGUGGAAGGAAUCAGAACUUCUCUUUUGGCUUCUGUGACACUUGUUCCUUUUUCACUUCCCGUGUAUUCAUUUUCUCAGUUUGUAAUUUUACUGAAGACCUGUCCUUUGCCAGUCACUUUUGCUAUACCUCGGGGCUAUAUUGGUAAGAAACACUCUGUAUGUUCCUGGACUGUACAGUCCGGUGGGGGACGAUAAACCCUUACCAGGUUAUCAUUAGAAAUCACUUCGCAGGUCUAAGCUCCAGUGUGCUGAGGGCUAGGAUGUGGAAACCUGUCUUAGGGUAUGGAUGGGUAUGAGGGGGCAUGAUUAAGAGAGUGACAUUUGGUCUGGUUGUGAUGGUGCACACCUGGAAUACAUAUCCAAGGUCUUGGAAAGCAGAAGGAGUGGGAGUUGUUGUGAGUUCCAGGGCUACAUGGUGGUUUUGAGGCCUGCCUGGGUUACAUAGAAACAAACAAGCACAAGAGAAAGAAGAAAGAGGGAUGGUAUUUCAGUCAGACCCAGAUGGUGGGGAGUCGUUACCUGACUUCAUGGUGUUAUUGUAGAUACUCUCACAGUCAAUUGGCGAUGUGUUCUCAAACUGGAAACACAGAGAACAGACUAGGCACAUUUUCCUCUUACCUACAAAGUUUUCUUUUCUAAGUUAAAACAACCAAAUGCCCAUCUAAAUAAAAAUCGUAAAGCUUCAAGGCAGUCAUGAUGCUGCCUCUAAAGGAAGCUAAAAUCCUCUCACCGUCCAGCAUGGCAUAUUCGGCAUUUUAUCUUCAUAUUUUAAUGGAAAGGAAAUCUAACUUCUACUCAAGACAGGGCAUGGCCAGACUGACCUCAGCAAUUACAGUUUGAGCCUGUACCAGAUUAACGUGCCCUCCUUUCCAAAUGCCUGGCAGAAAUGAGAGGACCUAGGCCGGGUCAAUCAGUGGCCGUCUUUAGUCUCUGGCUUACCUGGUGUCUCACUUCCCCCUAUUGGAGCAGAGGAGGAUGCUGUAUUUAUCAGAUCAUCUGGCAGAGAUUUUAAGUAAAUUGAAAGACCACCCUAAACUUUCAGAGUCUUGGAAAUUGGAGUGAAUUUUUUUUAAAAAAAAUUUAUGUGUGUAUGUGUGCAGCUACACACAGAGGCCUGAAGAGGGCACCAGAGGACCCAGAGCUGGAAAUGACAGAAGCUAUCUGACCUGGGUUCUGGGAAAGAAACCCAGGCUCCCUGGAAGAUCUGGAAGCGCUGCUAACUGCUGAGUCAGCUCUCCAGUCCCUAAUGUGUAAAUUAUUUUUAAAAGACAGAGGGUUAUGAAUAUCCCCAUUUGUGAGAGAUUUCUCUUUACCUUUGCAAAUAAUUCACUUUCUCUUUUUCAGUAUAUGUAAUGUUUAUGUAUUUUUAGGGUGUAACAAAGAUACACCAUUAAGAAUCAAUGACAAGGGGCUGGAGAGAUGGCUCAGAGGUUAAGAACACUGACUGCUCUUCCAGAGGUUCUCAGUUCAAUUCCCAACAACCACAUGGUGGCUCACAAACAUCUUUAAUGAGAUCUGGUGCCCUCUUCUAGCCUGCAAGCAUGCAUGCAGACAGAACAUAAUAAAUAAAUAAAUAAAUAAAUAAAUAAAUAAAUAAAUAAAUAAAUAAAUAAAAAGAAUCAAUGACAAGACAGGUUGAGGGUGGGUUGGUAGCUUGCCCUGACUACAUACCCAACCAGGUCUUAUUAAAACCUGGAUUCACACCCAAGUUCCUCUGACAAAGUGAUAAUUCUUGCCAUUAAUUUCAUAUUACCAUUGUGUCCCCUAGUGUGGUUAAUACUCACUAAAUGACACACUCAAAGAUAAAUGAGAUGGUCGAUUGGAUGUUACAUUUAUUUUAACACAAUAAAAAAACUUUAGGUACAGGAUCUGAUUUUUCUAGAGACCAUAUCUAUAAAAGACAAAAUCCCCUUUAUAUUUACAAGUGAACACAUAGUCAACAUCUUUAAAUAUCAGAAAAAUGCAAGUUAAAUCCACAAGGUACCCUCCACAGCUUGUGGGCUGUCCAUCACAGAAAAGCCAGAGAUACUAGUCAGUAGGGACACUGAAGCUUUCUGACUGCCCUUGGGAAUAUAAAGACAGUGCAGGCUCUGGAGAGUCUGGCAGGUCUUUCCAUCUGAAACAGGACUUAGCGAUCUACCCUAACAUUUCUACCAAAAGAAUGAAGAAACUUUUGCACGAAUAUGUAUUUAUGAAAAUUCAUAAAAGAAUUGUCAAUAAUAACCUGAAUUUGAAUAAAAAAUCCAAAUGACCUUCAAAUAAUAAAUGAAUUAUCAAAAUAUGGCAUAUUUAUUUCAAGACAAAGGAAUAGAUAGGCAAAUAUAUAUCCCAGGGCAUACUGCAAAGGAAACAGCCAAUAGAAACCCAAUGUUUUUAAAAAUCAAUUCAGAUUCAGUAGUUUUUUCUUUUUCUUUUUUUUUGGUUUUUCAAGACAGGGUUUCUCUGUGUAACAACCCUGGCUGCCCUGAAACUAGCUCUGUAGACUAGGCUGACUUCGAAUUCAGAGAGAUCUGGCUGUCUCUGCCUCCCGAGUGCUGGGAUUAAAGGCGUGCGCCACCACUGCCCAGCCUGAUUCAGUAGUUUUUUAAGUAAUAUAUUUUAAAUCUAUAAAUUUCCUUUUACUUUUCAAAUCCUGAUUUGUAGGAGCAUUACUUUUUAUGGAUGUGCCCUAUACCUAUAAGACCCAAACAUCUAAGCUCAUCUCUAACUUUUCCCUAAAAUUAAUUUUCUCCUCUUUUAACAUUUUCAUUUCUUUCGCUUAUAUUACACCAGAAGCAAUUCUGUCUUAGUCAGUGUUCUAUCGCUGUGAAGAGACACUUUGACCAAGGCAACUCUUAUAAAAGAAACCAUUCGGGGCUGCAGAGACGGCUCAGAGGUUAAGAACAUUGCCUGCUCUUCCAAAGGUCCUGAGUUCAAUUCCCAGCAAUCACAUGGUGGCUCACAACCAUCUGUAAUGAGGUCUGGUGCCCUCUUCUGGCCUGCAGGCAUACAUGCAGACAGUAUAUUGUAUAUUAUAAUAAAUUUAAAGGAAAAAAUUUUUUAAAAAAAUAAAAGAAUUCAUUCAACUCUGAAGGCUUGCUUAGAGUUUUAGAAAUUAGUCUAUUGUCAUCACGGUGCAGAAUGUGGCAGGACACAGGAAGGCAUGGUGCUGGAGAUGUAGCCCAGAGCUUUACAUCCUGAACCAAGAUGAAAGACAGAAAGAGAGACAUUGGGCCUGAGGUUGGCUUUUGAAACCUCAGAGCCCACCCCCAGGGGCACACCUCCUCUAACAAGACCACACCUACUUCAAUAAGGUCAUACCUCUCGAUCCCUCUAAUCCUUCUCAAACCAUAAACUGAGAACUUAGCAUGCAAAUAGAUGAGCCAGUGGGGGCAAUUUUCAUUCAGCCUCCACAUUCCACUCCCUGGACUUGCAGCUAUAUCAUAAUGAAAACUGCAUUCAGUCCAACUCAAAAAUUCCCAGAGUUUUUCAUAGUCUCUACACCAUUCCAGAGUCCAAAGGCCAUGUCUUUUCUGAGACUCAAGGAAAUCCCUUAGCUGUAAAACCUGUAAAAACCAAAAUCAAAAAGCCAAUCACAUGUUUCCAACAUACAAUGGCACAGACUAUAUAUUGCCAUUCCAGAAGGGAAGAAAGGUAGCAUGUUGAGGAAAUGUUGGACCAAAGACUGAAACCCAUCAGGGCAAACUCCAAAUUCUGCUUCUCCAUGGCUGAUGUCAAAAGGCUCUUCAGAUCUUCGCCUCCUUCCAGCUGCAUUGACUGCAGCAUGCUUCUCUCUCUUGGGCUGGUUGCAUGUCGUGUCUGCAGCUUUCCUGGCAAGUAUCCCAGCUCACCAUUGGCCUAGUGGUGUCUCCAUUCUGGGAACUCAGCCUAGUGAACCGCCUCCCCCCCUCUUUCCCAUGGGACAGCUCGUCAUUUUCCACCUUUCUCUGUUCUGAGCCGCCCACCACCCCUGCUGGCAGGAAGCAUGGUGCCAGUGUUUGUUUGGGUGCAUGCCCUGGCCCUUCUGUCUGCCCUUUGAAGAGUUGGAGAGGAAUACAAGUGUGUAGCUUAGGAUAGACUAUUGACACUGUAGUCUCCUGCCUCUCUCCUCCCCCAGUCGCCAAGACUUUCAACUGUUUUGCCUUUAAUCUCAGCAGGUCACUUUUCUAUCCCUAAAUUCUGUCUGCUCCUAGAGCAGCGUGAGGAUGCUGCCAGAGAUUCAUGGGCAUUGGCAGGUUUGCCCUGCUCUCUGACUUUCUCAGUUCUCUGCAACUUUAGAAAAACUUACUUUUUCAUUUUUUCUUCAAACAGAAACUUUUUGAACUACCUUUUUUUUUUUUAAAAAAAAAAAGAAAAGAUUGUUAUUCCUCUUCUCCAUUUCCCGCAUGCCUGUCACAUCACUUUAAUUUCCCAAAAAUCAGCACCCGGGGAACAAAGUCUAUUGUCUUUCUUUUACUUUUUUCUUCUCAUCACUUAACCCUUAUCCUUUCCCACCCCUCACACUCUUCAGUGUUGCUGUGGAUUUUAUCCUCUUUCUUCUGUGAGUCCUUGUUCUUUUACCUGUUCUGCUGCUGCUGCCGCAGUCUUCCCUGCUGGAGUGAUCGGUCUGUCUUUAGACUAUCCCUGGCAUUCUGUAAGGAGAAAGAAGUCCCUCCCGACCCUGGCCCUCCCCUCUCCUAUGCAUAUCACUGUAACACAACACAAGAACAUAGAGUCUGAGUCCAUGGAAAGAGAGGGGUUGGAAUCUUUUGUCGUUGGCUUUCUGCAUGACCAUUUUAUUUUGCUUUCUUAUUUUGUUCUAUUUUAUUU
Messenger RNA from Alexandromys fortis (reed vole), 8780 nucleotides. RefSeq names its product leptin receptor (gene Lepr). Gene Ontology annotation, molecular function: cytokine receptor activity; cytokine binding. Gene Ontology annotation, biological process: cytokine-mediated signaling pathway. The transcript has 19 exons. Gene Ontology annotation, cellular component: external side of plasma membrane; signaling receptor complex; membrane. Bases 324 to 3089 code for a protein of 921 amino acids. Lineage: Eukaryota; Metazoa; Chordata; Mammalia; Rodentia; Cricetidae. The record is from RefSeq and is a predicted model, not a curated record.